AUGCAAAUUCAUUCAACCUCAAUGCCUAUUCUUUCGGUCUCAACGUUUAUUCUCUAUCUAUGCGGAAGCCACCUCACCAGUCACAGCAGCAGCGCCUUGGCGCAACUCACGGCCAGUCAAGUGCAACACGCCGUUGUGGGUAAUGUUCACAAGCACCUCCAACUUGGCAUUUGGCUUCAAGUCCGACAACACCAAACGAGCAAGCAAGUCGCCGGCCUCGUACACAACCUCACGGCGGACUUCUGGCUCGUCGUCCGACUCCGAGUCCGAGGUUGGCUCAGCAGCAAUCUCCGUCUCUUUCACGGUACGCUGGCCCUCGUACAACUCCACAACCACAUCUGCCGCGUCGCCGUUGGUCACGGUGAAAGACUUGCGGAUAGGGUAGGCAGUCUCCUGGACCAAAAGAGCGUGGAACUUUCCGUCGGCGUCCUUGAUUCCGAUAGGCUUGCUCAAAUGCUGGGUGUUGACAACAACAGGCUGCAAGGACUCGUGGAUCUCCUCGGCGUCAAAGCCUUCGACCAACGCAGCUUGCAAAGCAGCACCUUUGGUCGACAACUCCUCUGGGUUGGAGGCACGCGAGUCCAAAGAAGGAGCCACCACGGUGGUGGACUCGGGGAAAAGGAACUGCACGUUCUGGGCCAACUUGACCACGUUGGCGCAUCCACCGGUCAACAAAACCUCGUCGACGUCCAAAGCGUCGAUGCCAGCCUUGGCCAACACCAGAUCGACAAACGCCGUCAUGUCGCUCAAGGGCUUUCUUGCGGCCAACUCAAAACGCAAACGGUUGAUGUUGGAGAGGAAAUCGAAGCCGUCGGCCAACGACUCGAUGGAGAACGACGACGACGUGACGUUGGACAAGGUUUUCUUGGCCACAAUGGACUCGGCCUUCAACUUGGCCACGGCACGGGCGUUCUUUCUUGGGUCGGUCAGGAACUUCUUCUCGAACUCUUUGGCAAAGUGCUCGGAGAGCGCCGCGUCCAACUGGUCACCGCCCAAGCCUGGAGCGUGUGCUGUGGCCAAGAUGGUCAAAAUGCCGCCACGGACAGCAAUGACAGCGGCGUCGGAACGGAUUCCACCAAAAUCAGCAACCACAUAAAGACGGUCCUCCAAGAGACGGUCUUCGGCGGACAAGUGCGCCAACAACGCGGCCGAGGGCUCGUUGAUGGUCUGCAACACAUUGAGGCCCGCAUCCUUGGCGAUCUGGGCCAAAAGCUCCUUCUGGUGCUCGGAGAAGUCCGUUGGCACCGUGAGCACCACGUGGUCGACGCUCUUGCCCAAGUAGUCCUCGGCAGCCAACUUCAUCUGCACAAAGUGUCUUGUGGCAGCCUCCUCCACCGAAACGAGCUCGGUCUUGUCUUCUUCCCGCAAGAUCUUGUAGGCGAUUCCGCCAUCUUCUCUCUUGACAGGUGGAGCGCCGGCGGCAGCGACAGAAAGAUCCACCUCGUCGUACUUCUUUCCGAUGAAGUCUCUGAAGUUGAUGAUGGUGUUGGCGGCGUUUCAUGA
Messenger RNA from Clavispora lusitaniae ATCC 42720, 1503 nucleotides. The record is from RefSeq and is a predicted model, not a curated record. NCBI's taxonomy places the organism in Eukaryota, Fungi, Ascomycota, Pichiomycetes, Serinales, Metschnikowiaceae.